Messenger RNA from Sinocyclocheilus anshuiensis, 926 nucleotides. Its product is annotated as protein Flattop-like. Gene Ontology annotation, cellular component: ciliary basal body. The transcript is spliced from 5 exons. Bases 1 to 597 code for a protein of 198 amino acids. The record is from RefSeq and is a predicted model, not a curated record. Gene Ontology annotation, biological process: cilium organization. NCBI's taxonomy places the organism in Eukaryota, Metazoa, Chordata, Actinopteri, Cypriniformes, Cyprinidae.
AUGUCGACUAUGAACCAUGCAAAUGCAGAAGCAUGCGCGUCAGUCAAACAGGGCACAACGAGACCAGCAGCAGCAGCAGAAGGCCACACUACAUUUAUAGCCACAGACCGUGGCCACCUUCUACCUGGUGUCAGAACAAAGAGUGGAAGUGCAUGGCCAGCAUUCCAAGGCACAUGGGAUUUACCUCAGUAUAUCAGUCCUGCUUCCAUAAACCCCACUGCCCGUUCACGAGAGGGCGAGGAUCGCCUCAGGACCUGGGGACAGAUGAAAUUUGCCACAAACCAGACUCAUGAGACCCCUGAUGGCAACCAGGCUACAAAUAGAACCAUUAACAAUGUGGAAAACAUAAAUGUGGACCAGCCUGCAGAAGAGUCAAAAAUGCCAGUGAGUGACCCAGACCGAAAUGAACCAGAGAGGCCCAAAUCACAUCACAGCCAAGACCAGUCUAACCCAGUAAACCUUCUCGAAAACCAAACCCAGUCUAGACCAGGAAGUCACCACAGCCAACAGGCUCUAUCCAGACCAGCCACUCAAGAGAGCCAAGCUGAGUUAAGACCACCAACCCAGAACAGCAGACCAGCAUCUCAGCAGAAAUAACACCAUUUAUAAUCAGAUCCCCUGCAUGGGCAGUUAUAAAAGUUAUUCCAUGAAAUGGCAUUACGUAAGCCUACCACUUCUUUGAAAAACACUUUUACUUUACAGAUAUUAUUAUUGUGUUCCAUUUAUUUAUAACUGUGCUCUCCGUUUGUGCAUACUUUAAUGUGUGUGUCAGAACCAUAGACUGUAUAAAAACAGGUCAGAACACAUUAACUGAAUUGUUUCAAUGAAGCUAAAGCUGAUUAGUUUUACUCAAUGGCUUUUGUAAUGGAAUCUGCUUAGAUGAAAUACUGAAUGCGGGGUCAAGUAUUGCCAGAAAAUAUAUCAGA